Molecule: messenger RNA, 3215 nt
Organism: Microcebus murinus (gray mouse lemur)
Lineage: Eukaryota; Metazoa; Chordata; Mammalia; Primates; Cheirogaleidae
Source: RefSeq, a predicted model, not a curated record
GGCCGUGUUCUUGGCAUAUAGGUUGGGGGAUAUUGGCGCUGGGGAGACCAACAGAAGGAGAGUCUGGAAGUUACCUGCUUUGGAAUGGCCAGGAGGUCCUGUCCCUCCCUGCCAUGGGCUGCAUGGCCAAGAGGCCAGCUACAUGGAGGGGUGUGCUGGACAUCGUCCUCAGCAGGGUGGCCUGUGGCAGGGCCAGGCAGUCCAGGGCGGAACCUGGUGGUUCAGUUAGCAGCUGCAUACCUGGGCUCCUGCCUCCCUUUCCUAAGCCAGCACAAUACUGGCUUCCCACAGACCUGUCUGGACCCUCCUACUCAGCCUGGGUCCUGGCCCGCUGGGGUGCAUGCCAGGCUGGCCAGCCUGAGUCCACUUUGCUGCUCAAACAGCCAAGCUAGCGAACUCCCAGGAGCCCCAGCUGUACACCCCUGACUAUGGGUUGGCCAGCGGUGUGGACAGCCAGCCCCUGGGAGUGGGUCAGGGGCUGAAGCCCUGUGCACGCAGGUGGAUGUGCUGCUCGAGCAUCCAAGGCAGCUCCCCGGAGGGCCCACCUUUCAGGUGUGUGAACCCCGUGUAGAAUCUUCCCUCUUCCCCGACCCCCUGGCAGCCCCUGUCUCUGUGCUGGAAGGCAGCGUGCGGAGAGACUGCCUUGCACAGAUUGCUUCAUCCCUCCCCCGGGGACAGUGAAGGGAUUUUAGCUGUGACACCUUGCUGAGGCAGGGCUGGCUCCUGGACUUCGUCUGCUGCAGGCUGAGCUUGUGAGGUGGGGGCAGGGCAGGUAGGGCAGUUAUUCCUGGCUGGUGUCAGAGGGUUGAGUUUCAGAUUUGUUUAUGCCUGUAGGAGACACCUUGGGGCCAGGGGUGGGGCGCCCAGCUCAGCACUGACAUUCAGGUCACCUGUUCAAGAGGCGCCUCAGAUAUCCCUGCCUUGGCUGUGGGGGUUGGCUCUGCAGCUUUAUCCACGGAAUUCUGGGGGGUGCACGAGCACUGUGGUCCUCAGGUCUUGCGGACCAGCCCCCCCACAGAAGGGCCCUUAACGCUGAGGGCUGGCCUGGGGCUGUCCUGGCCACACCAAGCAAAGCCAGUGCUAUUAAUAUCAGGCAGGCACAGGCCCCCAGCUUGGUGAUCCUCUUAUGCCUUGGCCUUGGCCUCUGAGGACAGCGGUGAGUGCUGUUCCCUUAGUACAGCGGGGUCACAGGGGCCUCCCAGCUGCUGCAUCCCCCCUGCCUUACAGCAGCACCCACUGCCUCCUGGUGCCCAACCCCACCCGCUCCUCACCUGCGGUGCUGGCCAAGAGGGGUCCCACCCAUGGAGGGGCAGUUAGGCGGCCACAGCUCCUGAGCUGGCCUGGGGGCCCACUGUGAGUUUAAGAGGUGGUGAUACCCCCAUAACUGCCAUCCCAGAGCCCCACGACACAUACCUGGGGUCACCCCGCUGUCCAGGAGCACCCACCUCCAGGGCCUGUGCCCACCCGUGUCCUCAGCCAUGAGCAUUCCCCCGGCUUACCCUGGCAUCAGGAUCUCCGGGUGCUGGGCCCUCGGAGCAGAAGGCAGCAGCAGCAACACGGAAUCCCUGGACAGGCUCCUGCCCCCUGUGGGCACCGGGCGCUCGCCCCGGAAGCGCACGACCAGCCAGUGCAAGUCAGAGCCGCCCCUGCUGCGCACCAGUAAGCGCACCAUCUACACGGCGGGGCGGCCACCCUGGUACAACGAGCACGGCACGCAGUCCAAGGAGGCCUUCGCCAUCGGCCUGGGGGGUGGCAGUGCCUCCGGGAAGACCACCGUGGCCAGAAUGAUCAUCGAGGCCCUGGACGUGCCCUGGGUGGUCUUGCUGUCCAUGGACUCUUUCUACAAGGUGCUGACCAAGCAGCAGCAGGAGCAGGCCGCCCACAACAACUUCAACUUCGACCACCCGGACGCCUUCGACUUCGACCUCAUCAUCUCCACCCUCAAGAAGCUGAAGCAGGGGAAGAGCGUGAAGGUGCCCAUCUAUGACUUCACCACGCACAGCCGCAAGAAGGACUGGAAGACGCUCUACGGAGCGAAUGUCAUCAUCUUCGAGGGCAUCAUGGCCUUUGCCGACAAGACGCUGCUGGAGCUCCUGGACAUGAAGAUCUUCGUGGACACGGACUCCGACAUCCGCCUGGUGCGGCGGCUGCGCCGGGACAUCAGCGAGCGGGGCCGGGACAUCGAGGGCGUCAUCAAGCAGUACAACAAGUUUGUCAAGCCCGCCUUCGACCAGUACAUCCAGCCCACCAUGCGCCUGGCCGACAUCGUGGUGCCCAGAGGGAGCGGCAACGCGGUGGCCAUCGACCUGAUCGUGCAGCACGUGCACAGCCAGCUGGAGGAGAGGAAGCUGCGUUGGGAUAUGGCCGCACUGGCCUCAGCCCACCAGUGCCACCCCCUGCCUCGGACGCUGAGCGUUCUCAAGAGCACGCCACAGGUACGGGGCAUGCACACCAUCAUCAGGGACAAGGAGACAAGCCGCGACGAAUUCAUCUUCUACUCCAAGAGGUUGAUGCGUCUGCUAAUCGAGCACGCACUCUCCUUCCUGCCCUUCCAGGAUUGUGUGGUGCAGACCCCGCAGGGGCAGGACUAUGCCGGCAAGUGCUACUCAGGGAAGCAGAUCACCGGUGUGUCCAUCCUGCGGGCCGGCGAGACCAUGGAGCCCGCGCUGCGUGCCGUGUGCAAAGACGUGCGCAUCGGCACCAUCCUCAUCCAGACCAACCAGCUCACAGGGGAGCCUGAGCUCCACUACCUCCGGCUGCCCAAGGACAUCAGCGACGACCACGUGAUCCUCAUGGACUGCACGGUGUCCACGGGCGCCGCGGCCAUGAUGGCUGUGCGCGUGCUCCUGGACCACGACGUUCCGGAGGACAAGAUCUUCCUGCUGUCGCUGCUCAUGGCAGAGAUGGGCGUGCAUUCAGUGGCCUACGCUUUCCCACGUGUGAAGAUCAUCACCACGGCCGUGGACAAGCGAGUCAAUGACCUUUUCCGGAUCAUCCCGGGCAUCGGGAACUUUGGCGACCGCUACUUUGGGACGGACUCGGUCCCCGAUGGCAGUGAUGAGGAGGAAGUGGCCUCCACAGGUUAACGGCCCAGGUGGAGCCACCCGGUCCACUUACCCCAGGAUUGCAGUAUGCAACACAUAAUUUAUUUUAAUCUUUAAAAUGUCAUCAAUAUGGCUUACGCAUUUUAUAAAAUAAAGCUUUAGAAAAAUGGA